AUGUCCACCCUCGACGCAGUCACCCCCCCAAAGCCCUCCUCCCUCCCACACCACAUCGUCGCCAGCCUCCUUGUCAAUCUCGACUCCCAGGCCGACCAGCUCAGAGCCAAGAAGCAGGGCGGCCUCGAUCUCGAAGGGCUGCUGUACUUUCAGCGCGCUGCCAACUACAUCGCGGCGGCGCAGAUCUUUCUACACGCAAACGGUCUUCUUUCCGAACCUCUCGAGGUAUCCCACGUCAAGAACAGGCUCCUUGGCCACUGGGGUACUUGUCCCGGCCUCAACUUUGUCUACGCCCACACCAACCUGCUAAUCAGCAACCACCAAGAAGAGAAGAAUGCCCCCGAGUUCAUGUUUUUGACUGGCCCCGGUCACGGAGCACCAGCUAUACUCUCCACUCUGUUUAUGGAAGGAUCUAUCACCAGGUUCUAUCCAGAAUACCCCAUGUCAAGGGAGGGUCUUGAAUACUUUAUUCGCUCCUUCAGCAUGCCCGGAGGCUUUCCCAGUCACGUCAACGCAGAGACGCCUGGAGCUCUUCACGAGGGUGGCGAACUUGGCUACGGACUUGCAGUGGCCUAUGGCAGUGUAAUGGACAAGCCAGACCAUAUCACGGUCGCUGUGAUAGGCGACGGCGAAAGCGAGACCGGCCCUACCGCCACAGCUUGGCACGCACACAAGUACAUCGACCCUGCAGAGAGUGGGGCCGUGAUCCCGAUUCUUCAUGCAAAUGGCUACAAGAUUGGAGAGAGGACCAUCACUGGCGCCAUGGACGACCUGGAGCUUGCCUGCCUUUUCACCGGUUACGGAUAUCAAGUACACAUCGUCGAGUACGGCUCCAAGUCUCCCGAAGAAGCUUCUGAUCAUGAGCACGACAUCGCCGUGCAGUACGACAUGGCCGUCGCCAUGGAGUGGGCGUACCAGGAAAUCCAAAAAAUCCAAUCAGCUGCGCGAAGUGGAAAGCCCAUUGUCAAGCCCAGGUGGCCCAUGAUUGUCAUGAGAACGCCCAAGGGGUGGACUGGACCACGAAAGGCCGAAGGCAAGCUGGUUGAGGGCAACUGGAGAGCGCACCAAGUACCCCUUCCGAGUGCCGGCGCCAAGGGAGAGGAAUUUGACCUCCUCAAGAGCUGGCUCGAGUCGUACGGUCCAGAUGAACUCUUCCACGCUCGAGGCAUCAUUGAUAGCAAGGCUGUCAGGAUCAUUCCAAGAGACCAAGAGCGAAGGAUGGGCAUGGUCAACGCCACUUAUCGCGAUUUCAAACCUCUCAAGACACCUUCUUGGAAAGACUAUGCCCAUCCAAUCGACGAGGAAAUCUCCAACAUGAAAGCCGUUGGUGAAUAUGUGGCCAAGGUCAUCGAGCUGAAUCCCAAAGAGUUCCGAAUCUUCUCGCCAGACGAGAUCAGCAGCAACAAGCUUGAUGCCGCUUUCAAGGUCACACAGAGAAACUUUCAAUGGGACCCAGAGACUGCAAACAAGGGCGGGCGUGUCAUUGAGAUGCUCUCGGAGCAUACACUCCAAGGUUGGCUCCAGGGUUAUACUCUCACCGGAAGACACGGUCUUUUCCCGUCCUACGAGAGUUUCCUUGGCAUUGUACAGACAAUGAUUGAGCAAUACGCCAAAUUCAUCAAGAUGGCAUUGGAGACCAAGUGGCGCGGUAAUGUGGCUGGAUUGACUUAUAUCGAGACCAGUACUCUGUGGCGACAGGAACACAAUGGGUACUCUCACCAGAACCCCGGCCUCAUUGGUUCCUUCAUCUCCUUGCCCCGAAACCUUGCAAGGAUCUAUCUCCCCCCCGACGCCAACACUAGCGUGGCUGUUGUGGAUCACUGCUUGAGAUCAAAGAACAAUAUCAACCUCGUGAUUGGGUCCAAGAACCCUACUAAAAGCUUCCUGACACCCGACGAAGCCGAGAGACACUGCAUCGCGGGUGCUUCUGUCUGGGAACGCUUUUCGUCAGACAAUGGCAUUGAUCCCGACGUUGUGCUGGUUGGCGCUGGUGUCGAGGUCACUUAUGAAGUGGUUGCAGCGGCGGCCCUACUGAGGAAUGAGGGCAUCAAGGUCAGAGUUGUCAAUGUCACCGACCUCUUGAUUUUGGGCCAGACCGGCGUGCAUCCCCACGCACUCACACAGGACAUGUUUGACAGUCUGUUCACUGCCGACAAGCCUGUCAUUUUCAAUUUCCAUGGAUAUCCCAAGGACGUCUCUGGCCUUCUCUUUUCGAGAAGGGCCCAUGUUGGAAGGUCUAGAGCAAGUUCUUAUUCUGUUCUGGCCGACACCAAUACUGACUCUGCAUUGCAGUUUGACAUACUUGGGUAUAUCGAGGAGGGCUCGACUACCACUCCAUACUCCAUGCUUCGUCUCAAUGACGUAUCACGAUAUUCUUUGGCCGAUGUCGCCGUGCAGCGAGUCAGUCGCGCCCAGCCCAACCAUCCCGUCACUGUCAGGGCCCACGCGCUCAGCAGUUACUGGAAGCACGUCCUUGUUGAACACGACAAGUAUACCAAGGAUCACGGUGACGACCCCGCCUGGUGCAAGGAAAUUCCCGAGAUUCGAGAGGACGCAGCUUGA
This is a messenger RNA of Cryptococcus wingfieldii CBS 7118, 2562 nucleotides long. RefSeq names its product phosphoketolase. Gene Ontology annotation, molecular function: aldehyde-lyase activity. The coding region runs from base 1 to 2562 and encodes 853 amino acids. Gene Ontology annotation, biological process: carbohydrate metabolic process. NCBI's taxonomy places the organism in Eukaryota, Fungi, Basidiomycota, Tremellomycetes, Tremellales, Cryptococcaceae. The record is from RefSeq and is a predicted model, not a curated record. The transcript has 14 exons.